AUGUCUACCAAAUACGUCCUUGUCUCUCUACCCCUCGGCAUCUUCGACUCGAGUGACAAGGAAGAUGCCAUCGCUUCCUUGAGCGCAACGAUCUCGCCCGAGAAUGGCAACGUCCGGCCUUUCAACAUCCCAGACUUCAAGAUCGGCACAUUGGAUGCCUUGGUCCAGCAGGCCGACGACCUAGCCAAACUGGAAUCUACUUGCGAGGCCGUCGUUGCCAAGGUUGCUGAUUCACUGAAGUCGAUUCUCGAUGGCGAUGAGGACAAAAUUGCGCAGCAGAAGAUGGUCAACGACAAGCCUACCGAUCAGUACGUAGGCUCGUUUUCGUGGAAUAAAGUUCGAUACCGUGCCGACAAGAGCUUGAGCGAGCUUGUCGAUACGCUGCAAAAGGAACUUAUCACUACCGACAACGAUGUCAAAAGCAAGUUUAAUCAGUACAACUCGGUCAAGACGAACUUCACCACACUACAGCGCAAGCAAACUGGCAACCUCGCGACAAAGUCGCUCACGCCGAUUGUCGACCCUGCAAUCCUUAUUCAAGACUCAGAAUACCUCGAGACACACCUGAUAGUUGUGCCCAACAAUGCCAAGAAGGACUUCUUGAGAAGCUACGAAACGCUUGCACCCAUGGUUGUUCCACGGUCAGCUGCACAAGUAGCUCAGGAUGACGAGUUCACAUUGUACUCUGCCACGUCCUUCAAGAAACAUAGCGCCGAGUUCCUACAAAAAUGCCGCGAACAGAAGUGGACACCCCGCCAGUACAAAUACGUCGAAGGUGGCAAGGAGGAGGAACAGCGCGAGCUUGAUCGAGUAGCCCGCGAAGAGAAGAAGACGUGGGGAGAGGCCUUGAGAAUCGGACGUACGGGCUGGAGCGAAAGCGUCAUGAUAUGGCUUCAUGUUCUAGCACUUCGCGUCUUUGUCGAGGCAGUUCUGCGGUACGGGCUUCCUCUCGACUACGUCAGCGUCUUAGUAAAGACGAAUUCAAAGCUGGCUAAGAAGGUCAAGACUUCCCUCGAUUCCAACUAUUCUUACCUGGGAGGCAACGCUUUUGGGCGAGAUAAGCGUGGAAAAAUCACUAAAGACGAUGCAACCCUGUCGUCUGAGAUGGCAGCAGCUGGAUUGGGCGGAGGCGAGGGUCACGAGUACACAGCGUAUGUGUACUACGAAUUCGACUUUCCUUAG
Colletotrichum siamense is the source of this 1182-nucleotide messenger RNA. RefSeq names its product V-type proton ATPase subunit C (gene vma5). The transcript has 5 exons. Gene Ontology annotation, cellular component: vacuolar proton-transporting V-type ATPase, V1 domain. Gene Ontology annotation, molecular function: proton-transporting ATPase activity, rotational mechanism. Gene Ontology annotation, biological process: proton transmembrane transport. The coding region runs from base 1 to 1182 and encodes 393 amino acids. The record is from RefSeq and is a predicted model, not a curated record. Lineage: Eukaryota; Fungi; Ascomycota; Sordariomycetes; Glomerellales; Glomerellaceae.